Molecule: messenger RNA, 1307 nt
Organism: Effrenium voratum
Lineage: Eukaryota; Dinophyceae; Suessiales; Symbiodiniaceae
Source: the annotation of a GenBank genome assembly
AGCCGUUGCAGCACAAAGAGCGGGGCAUGCGCUUAAUGGGGCCGAGCGAGGACAGAUGGUUUGAUCUUGCACAGCUGGCAUGGACAGAGCAUACUUGGAUGGUGCAGCUGAACGAGAGCCACGGCUCCAUUUCCCAUCGCCCGUGCCCUUGGGGAGGUCACUUGCUGAAGUUCAGCUUCGAUCACGUGCACGUGUCAAACUGUGCUCAGGCGGCUGGUGUGAUGAUAAGGCCAGAGCUUCGACCUUUGGCCCGCGAGGGGGUCAACGUUCACCAGCAUGUUGCGCCCGGCGACGUCGUGCUCACAGGCCCCAGCGUCGCCAUCAAGGUUGGCGACGAAUGUGAGGGCGAGGCCGUGCGCCGUUUCGCUGCCCUCUUUGGCAACCUGGGCGCCCCCUUCUUCAUAUCGUUCGACACCCAGUCGCCAACCGACAACGUGACCCCCGAGCGGAUGGCGAUACGCCAGCAGCGGCGCACCAACUUCCCGGAGCGCGGGGAUGUGACGACCCUGUCCCGGGUCAAGCGCCCACAAAAGGAGGCACUGAUGGUAGCCAGAUCUGAUGGGGAGAGCACUUUCCGUGUAUGCUUUAUCUUCAACGAGCCCGUGGUUGUGUCCGCGCACUGGGUACCCGAGUGCCUUCGACUGAUGCUGAAACUCCUCCGCCAAGAGCUCAUCAGAACCAUCAACCGUCCUCACCUUGCCGACCUUCGCAAAGCGGAUCAGGACUUCUACGUGAUCUUGAGCAUGCAGCAUUUCAAGCGGGGUCCCCCCAUGCUUCCUCAUGCCGGACCUUCAGAGCCAGAUGUUUGUAUCUCCACUGAACGCGGCCCAAGUGCCUGGAGCCGCUUUCCGCAGCAAAAGGGUUUCCAGGCUGCCCGGUACAUGCAACUCUUCCUUGAGCGUUUGGGCUACGAUGUCCACGUCUUCGACUGCUUGGACGGCCGAAGACUGGUGCCCUACCAGUGCGCCAUCCGCCGGGACGUGUGGCAGAAGCUCCGCGACAACUUGGCGGAGGCCUUCGGGCUGCAGAGGUCCGCCUACCGCCGCGCCAACGGCGGCCCGCAGGCGCCGGAGCUGCGGGAGGACUUGCAGGCCAACUUGAGGCUGCCACGGAGAUCUUGGGAUUUGGUCCUCCAAGUACCACGUCCACUCCGGUGGCCACGGGUGGUGGUUCGGCGGACCUUCCUUGAAGUCGAGGAUGAGCAUGAAGAGGGCCCACACAUGGCCCGCGCGAAUACAAUAAAAUAAUCCUACGUACGCCAGAUUCCAGUCCAUGUUAGUGGAGCUGGCAGCUUCCUUGGCCGCCGU